AUGCUGGCCCUCCGCUCGAUUGCUGCCCCGGUGCAGCGCCAAUCCUGGCGUGCAGCUCCCCGCGCCGCCGUUACCCUCUCGCUGCAGAACCAGAGGCUGUACUCAUCGCAAGAGCGUGUCGCCAAAUUCAACGGACAGAAGGAUGCGCAGGGUCGCUACACUGUCAGCUUGAUCGAGGGCGAUGGCAUUGGCCCCGAGAUCGCCGUUGCCGUCAAGGACAUCUUCGCUGCCGCCAAGACCCCGAUCAAGUGGGAGCCCAUCAACGUCGACCCUAUUCUCAAGGAUGGCAAGACGGCAAUUCCCGAUGCCGCCAUCGAGAGCAUCAAGAAGAACAAGAUUGCCCUGAAGGGGCCCCUUGCCACUCCCAUUGGCAAGGGCCACGUCUCUCUCAACCUUACUCUCCGCCGCACAUUCAACCUCUUUGCCAACCUUCGUCCCUGCCGGUCGGUCGCCGGGUACAAGACACCGUACGACAACGUCGACACCGUCCUGAUCCGCGAAAACACCGAGGGCGAGUACUCCGGCAUUGAGCACGUUGUGGUGGAUGGCGUCGUCCAGAGCAUCAAGCUCAUUACCCGUGAGGCCAGCGAGCGUGUCCUGCGGUUCGCCUUCCAGCACGCCCGCGCCAUCGGCCGCAAGAAGGUCCGCGUCGUGCACAAGGCCACCAUCAUGAAGAUGAGCGACGGUCUCUUCCUUACCGUCGGCAACCAGGUCGCCAAGGAGUUCCCGGAUAUCGAGUUCGACGCCGAGCUGCUCGACAACACCUGCCUGAAGAUGACGACCGACCCCAUCCCGUACAACGACAAGGUCCUGGUGAUGCCCAACCUCUACGGUGACAUUCUGUCCGACAUGUGUGCCGGCCUGAUCGGCGGCCUGGGCCUGACGCCCUCCGGCAACAUCGGUGACGAGUGCUCCAUUUUCGAGGCCGUCCACGGUUCCGCCCCUGACAUCGCCGGCCAGGGCCUCGCCAACCCCACCGCCCUUCUCCUCAGCUCCAUGAUGAUGCUGAGGCACAUGGACCUCAACGAGUACGCGGACCGGAUCGAGAAGGCGGCGUUUGACACGCUGGCCGAAGGCAAGGCCCUGACGGGCGACCUGGGCGGCAAGGCGAAGACGCACGAGUAUGCGGCGGCCAUCAUCGAGAAGCUAUGA
Messenger RNA from Chaetomium globosum CBS 148.51, 1152 nucleotides. RefSeq lists its product as uncharacterized. The record is from RefSeq and is a predicted model, not a curated record. The transcript has 5 exons. The coding region runs from base 1 to 1152 and encodes 383 amino acids. Gene Ontology annotation, molecular function: NAD binding; isocitrate dehydrogenase (NAD+) activity; magnesium ion binding. Lineage: Eukaryota; Fungi; Ascomycota; Sordariomycetes; Sordariales; Chaetomiaceae. Gene Ontology annotation, cellular component: mitochondrion. Gene Ontology annotation, biological process: isocitrate metabolic process; tricarboxylic acid cycle.